Messenger RNA from Toxorhynchites rutilus septentrionalis, 4424 nucleotides. RefSeq names its product anillin-like. Lineage: Eukaryota; Metazoa; Arthropoda; Insecta; Diptera; Culicidae. Gene Ontology annotation, cellular component: actomyosin contractile ring. The record is from RefSeq and is a predicted model, not a curated record. Gene Ontology annotation, biological process: actomyosin contractile ring assembly; mitotic cytokinesis; septin ring organization. The coding region runs from base 296 to 4183 and encodes 1295 amino acids. The transcript is spliced from 9 exons.
GUUUUCAAAUUUUCGCAUCGAUUGCCAAGCAACAGUCGCUGAUGCUAGUUUCGUUUGAUGUGCUGAAUUUUGUGUCUAGCAUUUUCGUUUUCUUUGAAAAAUAACGGUGCUUGAAUUAAUCAGAAAACAAUAACAAAACCUUUCCAAUAAAAGUUCAGAGUAGAAGUACUUCAAGUUUCGAACAGGAAAGUAUUUUACACUUUUCGUAGAGUAGGCAAAGCUGUUGGGAGAAGCGACCGUUGGCGGUUCAAACCGAUUCGGCGAUUUUGUUUCGGAGGCGCGUUGUACCUAGAAAAUGGACCCCUUCACACAGAAUAUACUUGAUCGUGCGGAGAAGCGUGCAGCGGCACUUGGAAUCACUAGCACAUCGAAGUUUCCUUUGUCGGAAUACAACUGCGACAACACAGCCGGCACUGCAUCGGCAAAUCCAAAAUCCCCCGGAAAGAAAUCGGCUACCACCUACUCAAAGACCCCGAAGAAAAACACAAAUACAGCCGUUAAUGUCGGCAGGUCUCCCAGCCGAGUCACGAGCAGUUCAGGUAGCACAAAAAUUGAAACUCAACGAAAACAGAGCUCUGAGUCCGGGAAGGAUGUUGAUGUAGCUGUAGAGAUCAACAUUACUACCGGAACGAAUGUUCAGGUUGAGGUUGAAGUCGCGGAAUGCGAGAUGGAUUCAACAGGUAAAAUCACUCGCAAAGUGGAAACUAGAACUGAAGAUGCGGAUGCAAAGAGUCUGAUUAGAGAUUCUUCCCGUAAUCAACUACAGCGACUGGGAACGCUGUAUUCGGAAUCGCAGGAUUUAUCAUCUCCAGUGCAUCGAACUGAAGGAAAAUUUCACGAGGAAAACGCAACCGACAAAGAGAACAAUCGUCCACGACCGAAAUUAGCGAAACUUGCCAUGCUAGCAGAUUGUAUUAAUAAUUGGGAAGACGAUACAUCACACCCAAAUAUUAAACAUCACCGGGAAACUGUAGUGGCUAAGAGGGAGAAAAGCCCAGCAAAAGAGCAGACCGUUAAAGAGAAAAAAGAAAGUCCCAAAAAGUCUGGGGCAAUGUCGAAAAAAUACGUUGCGCCCAAUCCGCCAAAGUCAAUUCUUAGUCCGGGAAAGACGGACUCUGAGAAGGCUCCUACAAAGACAUUGAAGUGGGACAAGCAGGUGAUGGAUGCCCUGGAAUCGCAAGGUUUCCAACGGAGGGAGUCGACAACUUCUAAGCUUGUAUACGACUAUAAAAGUGACACCAGACAGUCACAUGAAAAACAAGAAAUCGAGGCGAAUGAGAAGGCUUUGGUUCCUCUUAAAAAGACUCGCGCGCCUGAAAUUCCAGGAAGCUCAAGAGAACGAGGUGUUGUCCAAAAAACGGAGAAGGCAAUUGUAAAGAAGCCAGAGGUCAGCAAAGGAUUAGUAUCCACCCGUGCUGCGAUUUUCGAAUCUUCUAAGAAACGUCAAUCCAUCGCUAGAAAUCAGAAGGACCCGGCCGAAAUGUCCCUCAAGGAACGACUUGCCAUGUUCGAAAAAAAUAAAGGCCAAGCACUGGUUCCCAAAGCAGCCUUCGGUAUAUCACCGUCAAUCAGACAAAUUACUGGUGAAAGUACUUCCGCAACAGGGAAACAGCCAUCUUCGUGUCUUGCUAUUCAGGGUGCCGGCAUUGGUACAAUUUCCAAGGAUCAAACAGUUAAACAAAAGCAAAAAAUUGACUCCUACAACAAACCACAACUGACGGAAUCCAGCGCAACUGGUUCCGCUAUCAAGAAUGCGCUUGCCUCUUUGAUGGCUAACAACAGCACAAUAUCAGAAUCGAGAAUUGCCGAAGAAACACGGCGUCAGCGUCAGCAAGAAAUGGAGAUGCUUCUGAAUCGCUUCUCCAAGCCUGCCGAUAUGUCUUCGGAUGCGAUUGAUGAGAAGUCAAUCCCGAUGGCGCCUCCGAUGCCUCCGGAGGGAUACCUAACGCUUAGUGCCAAGAAACAACAGGCAAGGCACGACGAAGCGGUGGUAGCGGGCAAUAAAAGACGCAGUGGUGAGAAGCAUAUCAGCCCGGAAGUUCGCUCCACACUGGAGGAUGUCAAACGGAUACGGGUUGUACCGCCAAAGGAUGGUCAUCUGUAUCCCACGCUGAGCGACAUCGAAACCACUACCACCGAAUCGGAGGAAGGGGAUGAAUACACGACGGCCACCGUUUCUGGCGAGGAAGGCGACCAGAAUCAGACACACUAUAGGGAUUGCUACGACGAAGAGGAGCAAGAAUACGAAGAAGAAGCCGAGGAUGAAGAGCAUCCCGUUGAUGAAGAUGAAGAUAGCUAUAUGUAUUCCGACGAAGAAGAGGCCGAUUCGAGUGCCAACAUCAGCGACGUAAGUCUCGGUCGUGAGAUAAUGCAGGCGGUGAAGCUGCAAGAUCGUCGAGUUAGCCACGGCGGAAGACGGCGUGAGAGCCAUGAGAGAAAGACAGAUCAGUCCGAAAAGCGCCAAUCGUCACAAAGCCGUAACCAGGACAGCUCGACGAGCGAAGUUUCCGGCGUUUUUGACGAUAUGGAUGAAUACCUGGAUGAAGCUCUCGAUGAGGAAAGUGGCGAGCAGUUUGAUACACCAAGAAAAUCUUCGGUGUCAUCGAAUAGUUUCUCCUACAAGAAGAAUCCACGCCACAGUCAAUAUCAGACGAUCGAUGAAGAAGAUGCCGAAGAGAAGAAAGAUCCCCAGAAGCCAUCACCCAAACAACAGCAAGAGCAGAUAGUCAAAGAAGACUACAGCAGUCCAGUUAAAUCUGAAUUGAAAAUCAACCCAUCGGACGAUAAUAAUAUGGUCACAUUGGUGCAUACCGUUAGCUUCUAUCGUCGCCAGCAGAAUACAAAUACUCAAACGCCAGUAAAAAAAAUCAUGCGCACUCCCGUGCACAGCCAACCGCAAGUGGAUUCCACCACCGAGGAUUCCGAUGACGGUUGUUCCGCAACGACGAUUGCAAGCGACGCAACCAUAGAUGAAAAUGAAUAUCUUGUACAGGAAAAAGUCAAGAAAUUGCUGGAUGAAGUCUGCAAACAGCAAACAGUUAUUGCGCAAGCCAGUCAAGCCUUGAACUUGUGCGCUGCUACCAUUGAGUUUUCCGGAUCAACAGAAUCAGUCGAAGGCGAGCGGCAUCUUUUGGUAGCAACUCAUCGCCGCCAAGCAAUUCUCGACGAGGUUCAGCGUCUCCGGGUGGAGGGUUGUAUCCGCCCGAGAGGUGCUCCAACUGAAAAGGGACGACUGACGGUAAAGGAAAUAACCCUUCCGCUGAAGCAGGAUUACAUUAGGAAGCUUUCGUCGGAUUCUAUCAGUGGUCAUCAUGUCGUUUGUCUUCUCAAAUACAACGAAACCAUACUUGCCACGCAAACUAUUCCCACUUUGCCCGGGCUGUUGUCGGUGCGAUUCCCUGAUGUGUUACAAUUGAACAACGUGUUUGCAGAUUUCAAGAUUACAAUGGAAAUUUACGGGAUGACUGCCCAAAGGGAAAUUCUACCGCAUGAAAUCAAAUACCACAUCGCGAUGAACAAGAAGGGAUCUAACAAGCUGCAUACGCCAAAGGGCGUAAAAUCGAAUUCCAGGCUGAUAAUGCCUCCCGUGCAGUCACCAGCUGGCCCUCAAGCGGUGCGAACUCCUGCACUGGUUCAGUAUGGUUUCAUUAUUUUCUCCCUGAAGGAGAUACAACGCACAAACUGGACUCUGAACCCGGUGUCUGGUGUGAGUCCGCUCGAAGGAACAGUCCACAUGAAGGUGAACUGCGAACUCACUGUAACCGUCGACUAUCGUGGCUUCCUAACGAUGUUCGAGGAUGUUUCGGGUUUCGGUGCGUGGCAUCGACGCUGGUGUCGUCUCCAAGGCCACGUACUCAACUACUGGAAGUACCCGGAUGACGAGAAACGUAAGGCACCAAUUGGUAGUAUUGAUUUGCAGGGCUGCUGCACUCAGAAAGUGUCCGUUGCACCGCGAGACGUGUGCGCUCGAUUAAACACACUGCUUUUGGAAUUCCGAAGGCCAGCACAGCCUGGCGAUGUCGAAUCUCUGGUUUUGGUCAAACAAGGCAGUACAACCCUUCAGCGGCAUUUACUAUCAGCAGAUUCUAAGGAAGAACGCGAAGAAUGGUGCGCUCAUCUUAACAAAACCUUGGCAUUAUUGAAGGCAUGGGGUCAGCCGAAUAACAGGAACACCCCCUGCUAAUGGAUUGUUCAUCAGCAUCAGCAAGGGUUUUUGUAAAGGUAUAUAUUUUUGUCAUUAGUGUUAUUGGAUAUGUAUUUCGGAUAUAAAAAUGAUUAUGGACGAAUAUUUCUUACUACUUAAAGUUGAAUAUUCCUGAGAACGGUUAACGUUAUUAACUAUUUACACAAUUAAUAUGUUGAUAUUAUUCAAAAUUAUUGAUAUGCAUACUUAUUCAGUAUGAUAAGAGCAUAAACUUGUAUUG